AAAUGCAAAGGAAGUUUCUUAGUUGGAAAGCGCUGUCUCCAAUUCAUAGGUUUCUCUAUCUCUAUACCUAUAUAUAUAUGUUAACACAAUAUUAAUUCCUAUAUAUCUAUCUUCCAUGGUCAUAUGAUCGUUAAUUAACCUCCAUGGCCACGAGUCGAGUCUCCCACGUCUUAGGGUCUCUUCUAUGUAUCUCUCUUCUUCUCCUGUUGGUCUCUGAAGGUUUCUUUGUUAGGCUCAGCUCCAUGUCCUCCUUAAAGCCUUACCCUUCUCCGGUUAUUAGCUCGCUGCGACCAGGAAGAAGAGCUUUUGUGGUAAGUAAGUUUGACUUCACACCGUUCAUGGACCUUCGCGGACAAGAUCAUCAAGAUGUUUCACAGCUGGGAGGAUCUGAUAUCGACCCGAUAUAUGGCGUCGAGAAACGGCUCGUUCCAUCUGGUCCAAACCCCUUGCACCACUGAUUGUCUUCUUAUAUAUUUCCUUUAUUAAUUUGUUUCUGUCGACUUGAUAGUAAAAACUAAAAAGAAUAUACUACACACGAUUUAAUUCAUAUAAAGCUACUAAUAUUUA
Messenger RNA from Raphanus sativus (radish), 567 nucleotides. Its product is annotated as CLAVATA3/ESR (CLE)-related protein 13. NCBI's taxonomy places the organism in Eukaryota, Viridiplantae, Streptophyta, Magnoliopsida, Brassicales, Brassicaceae. The coding region runs from base 144 to 458 and encodes 104 amino acids. The record is from RefSeq and is a predicted model, not a curated record. The transcript has a single exon.